This is a messenger RNA of Dreissena polymorpha, 1215 nucleotides long. RefSeq lists its product as uncharacterized. Lineage: Eukaryota; Metazoa; Mollusca; Bivalvia; Myida; Dreissenidae. Bases 1 to 1215 code for a protein of 404 amino acids. Gene Ontology annotation, cellular component: plasma membrane. The record is from RefSeq and is a predicted model, not a curated record. Gene Ontology annotation, molecular function: G protein-coupled receptor activity. Gene Ontology annotation, biological process: adenylate cyclase-activating G protein-coupled receptor signaling pathway. The transcript has 2 exons.
AUGUCAGCUAACGUUUCCGACAAACUAUUCACGUCAGCAAGACUACUUUUCUCAAAUGGAGACGUCAACGUGUCUUCGACUGCCGACCCUUAUAUUUCACGUUACCCGAUAACUGACAACGUUUCAGCCACUCGCGACCAAUUCGAACCUAUCAGCGGGGACAAUAAUACUGAGGCUACGACCGACGAGCAGUUUGUUCCCCGCAGCGGAUAUGACUUUCCGGUGUUCGGUAUGGAGGACGGAACGUUUGUCUACCUUCACAGCCUUGCCAUUGGUUGCCUGAUCACCAGCCUCAUCUGCGCCAUCAUCACAAUCGUUCUCUCUUUCCGGAACAACAAUAACCUCACUUUCUUCAGCAAGUGGUCCCGUAGCGAGCGAUACGUCGUCUACAUGGCGAUCUGCGACGGUGUCUUCAAUUUUUGGCACACUAUUGAGCACGUGCACGGCCUCGUGGUGUUCGGACACGUGCGCCCUAAGGAGCUGUGCACCUUCUACGGCUUCAUGGUCACGGUUUUCAUCGGGUCCCAGAACCUGCUGGUGAACGUCAUCGCCAUCAGCGUGUUUUUCAUCAUUUACUUCGACAAGAAUAUCAACUUCGGCAAGAGAGACUGGAAGCUCCUUCUCUAUUGCUUCGGAGUACCGUUUGUUGGGGCUGUAGCGGCAGCGGCCGGCGAUCAGUUUGGACCAAUAGAAUUAUUCUGCGCAUUCGACCAGGUGAAAGGCAGAAUGAGCAACUUCCUCUUCAAUACAAUCCCGAUUAUCAUUAUCACCGCCGUCAACAUUAUCCUAUAUAUUUUGGCAUGGAAACGUAUCCGUGACGAGACCCGCGCGACGAAGCAGGUCCUAGGCAAUGAGAAUUCUAACAUUGCUAUCAUGAAGAGGUCCCACAGGGCGGCAAGAAACAUGUCCAUGUUCGUGGUCGCUUUUUUCGCGCAGUGGUCAGGUGUUGCGGUGCACGCUGUCUGGGGGCUCGUCACUCCGCACAUUCACAUGGUCCUCUAUUUCCUGAUCGUCUUCUUUGCCAACAUCGGCGGCCUCUUGAACCUCAUCGUGUUUCUCAUCAUCCGCAAGUCGCGCAACGCCCAGAAGAGCCCGGACAAUCGUCAGAUGCUAGUCUUGAAGAGCAGCAACGUGACGUCCGGUACAAAGUCAAUAGAUUCAUCAUUCGCAAGUCGCGCACCGCCAAAGAGUACCCGGACAAUCGUCAGAUGCUAG